Messenger RNA from Sphaeramia orbicularis (orbiculate cardinalfish), 2291 nucleotides. It is a transcript of the gene ar, whose product is annotated as androgen receptor. NCBI's taxonomy places the organism in Eukaryota, Metazoa, Chordata, Actinopteri, Kurtiformes, Apogonidae. The record is from RefSeq and is a predicted model, not a curated record. Gene Ontology annotation, molecular function: DNA-binding transcription factor activity; sequence-specific DNA binding; zinc ion binding. Gene Ontology annotation, biological process: regulation of DNA-templated transcription. The coding region runs from base 16 to 2208 and encodes 730 amino acids. The transcript has 8 exons.
GGACGCGCUCCCAGCAUGGCGCUAAAAACUGAGGAAAGUCGGAUCCUUUUCAGCAUUAAGUCAAGAGGAAACGACACUGGAAGGUCCAAAGAGUCGGACAAUGCAAACUUAUUCUCAUACGGACAGAUUCACCCGCAAGUGUGUGGCAUGGAGGAGCAGUGUUGUCAAACAGCUGUUGCGCCUCCGGAGGACGCAUUACCCGCAGAGCGCAGAGUGGGCGACAGCCGCUCUUUUUCCGCCUGCGCCACAAUCUCAGAGACAGCCAGGGAGUUGUGUAAUGCUGUGUCCGUGUCUCUGGGACUGACCAUGGAGGCCGGCGACACCAGCGACGCGGAGCCCGCUCUCAGCUCGUGCAGUGGAAACGAGCACCUGCGUGGAGAGUACGCGUUCGGCGCCGUGCCUCUGAGCCGUCCCGGAGCCGGAGCGCAGACCUCCGUGUGCGACUACAGGUGUCCGGACAGAUCCAUGCGUGGACACAGGCACCUGGGUGACAUGUUUAAGAGUUCUGAAAGUGUGGCGUCCUUUGCAGACCUCCGACACACCGGAGCAACAGGUGACGAGCCCAACUUCACCGCGUGCGCGUCGGAGGACCGAGGCGCGCCGGAGGUGGACCACCUGGACUCUGCGCCCGCCGUGUCCUGCCCUUAUGGCCCGGCGGUGCCAGACAACUUGGCACGAUUCGGACAAACGGUCCCAGAGAUGCCGUGCCGAGUCUACAGACCCACGGAUGAGGUGGAAACCACGGAGAACAAGUACGGCGCGUAUCAGCCGGAACAAUACAGCAUUAAAGUCAAAUUUGAGGACACGAGUGGGGACUCUGCAGGGGCUCUGUGGGGCACUAACUACAACUACAACGACAAGGGCAACUCUCAGGUCUGGGCUUCGAGGCAAUGCAUGAAUUCACAAAUCACAGCAGCAAACACAGCCUUCAUCUGUAAUCCGUAUGAGAGGAGCGUGGUGCGUCCGGAGCAGUGGUACUCAGGAGGGAUGCUGAGGCCGCCCUAUCCCAGUAACAACUACAUGAAGACAGAGGUGGGAGAGUGGCUGGAGGUGCCUUACAAUGACACCAGGUUUGAAGGCGGCAGAGAGCACAUGUUCCCCAUGGAGUUCUUCUUCCCACCACAGAGGACAUGCCUGAUUUGUUCAGAUGAGGCUUCUGGAUGCCAUUAUGGGGCUCUCACCUGUGGCAGCUGCAAGGUUUUCUUCAAAAGAGCUGCAGAAGGCAAACAAAAGUACCUGUGUGCAAGCAAAAAUGACUGCACAAUUGACAAGCUGAGAAGAAAGAACUGCCCGUCUUGCCGGCUAAAGAAGUGCUUCGAAGCUGGAAUGACUCUUGGAGCACGUAAACUCAAGAAAAUUGGACAACAGAAGAACUCUGAAGAGGACCAUCCAGUUCAGGAUUCUACAGAGGCUUUGCAGAAUGUCUCUCCUAAAUCCAGCCUGAAUUUCCACUCCCAGCUGGUCUUCCUCAACAUCCUGGAGUCCAUUGAGCCAGAGGUGGUGAACGCUGGACACGACUACGGCCAGCCGGACUCUGCCGACACGCUGCUCACCAGCCUCAAUGAGCUUGGGGAGAGGCAGCUGGUCAAAGUGGUCAAAUGGGCUAAAGGACUCCCAGGUUUCAGAAACCUCCAUGUGGAUGACCAGAUGACAGUCAUUCAGCAGUCGUGGAUGGGGGUGAUGGUGUUCGCUUUGGGCUGGAGGUCCUAUAAGAACGUGAACGGCCGGAUGCUUUACUUCGCCCCUGACCUUGUGUUCAACGAACACCGGAUGCACAUCUCCACCAUGUACGAACACUGCAUACGGAUGAGACAUCUCUCACAGGAGUUUGUGCUGCUGCAGAUCACUCAGGAAGAGUUCCUCUGCAUGAAGGCCUUGCUCCUGUUCAGCAUUAUUCCAGUGGAGGGUCUGAAAAGUCAGAAGUACUUUGAUGAACUGCGUCUCACCUACAUCAAUGAACUCGAUCGGCUCAUUAACUAUCGAAUGACCAACACCAAUUGUUCUCAGAGAUUCUACCAGCUCACCCGACUUCUGGACUCCCUCCAGAUGACGGUGAAGAAGCUCCAUCAGUUUACAUUCGACCUUUUCGUCCAGGCUCAGUCACUGCCCACAAAGGUCAGCUUUCCAGAGAUGAUUGGAGAAAUAAUCUCUGUACAUGUACCAAAGAUCUUGGCAGGUUUGGCUAAACCAAUUUUAUUUCAUGAGUAGAAAGAUUUUUUUUUCUUUUUUUUUAUCAUCGAAAGUGAUUCAUCCUUUCUGCCUCCAUAAACUUUAACAAAUGGCUUGGUACU